Messenger RNA from Triticum aestivum (bread wheat), 2280 nucleotides. Its product is annotated as exocyst complex component SEC8. Gene Ontology annotation, biological process: exocytosis; Golgi to plasma membrane transport. Bases 168 to 2051 code for a protein of 627 amino acids. The transcript has 14 exons. Lineage: Eukaryota; Viridiplantae; Streptophyta; Magnoliopsida; Poales; Poaceae. The record is from RefSeq and is a predicted model, not a curated record. Gene Ontology annotation, cellular component: exocyst.
AUUUGUCCUUUUUAUUCCAAACGAACGGGGCCGGACAAGAUAGGGUCGCGCGGUGGAGUUGGCCUUACCGGUUCCGACGCCCUAUCGCCCUCUCGUAGCCCUCGUAUAUAGCCCACUCUCUCCAGAUCUUGCUCGUCUCCCCGGGUCCCGCCUCGCCGUCGGUAACGAUGAACCGCCACCGCCGUGGCAUCUUCGACGGCCUUCCGAUUCCGGCCGACAAAUCUUACCUUAAGGAAGGGCUGUCGCGGAUCGACGAGGGAUGGGCCGCGGCGCGGUUCGACUCGCUGCCGCACGUCGUGCACAUCCUCACCUCGAAGGACCGCGAUGGCGAGAUCCAGUUCCUCAAGGAGCAGAGCGACCUCAUCGAGGACGUCGUUGACGAGGUCGUCCACGCGUACCACCAUGGUUUCAACAAGGCCAUCCAGAACUACUCCCAGAUCCUGCGGCUGUUCAGCGAAUCCGCCGAGAGCAUCACCGGCCUCAAGGGGGAGAUGGCAGAGGCCAAAAAGCUGCUUGGGAGGAAGAAUCAGCACCUUGGGCAGCUAUGGUACAGGUCCCUCACGCUGCGCCACGUGAUCUCCCUGCUGGAUCAGGUUGAGGAUGUUGCCAAGGUUCCUGCUCGGAUUGAGAACUUGAUGGCAGAGAAGCAGCUAUACGCCGCAGUGCAGUUGCAUGUUCAGUCAAUGCUGAUGCUAGAGCGGGAAGGCCUUCAAGCGGUAGGUGCUCUUCAAGAUGUUCGAUCUGAUCUAACAAAGCUGCGUGGUGCACUGUUCUACAAAAUUUUGGAGGAGCUGCAUUGCCACCUAUACAACAAUGGUGAAUAUAGCUUGGUGACUUUAAGCAUGGUUGACAGUGAGGACAUACCAACUUCUGGAGCCACUGGUCGCUUAGUAAACAGCAUGCAGCCUCUGUCCAGGAGAACAAUGUCUAUUAAAGGUGAAAAUCACUUUAGUGGACCAGCUACUGCAGAUGGGAUAACAAAAACUAGUUCUGUUGGAUGUUCUUCAUUUGAUGGCCCAGACGAUGAUAGUAGCUUAGGUGGUGGGUGUGGUCGGAAGGAUUCCAAAAGUUUCUCUUGUGAAAUUCCGAUUUUCCUUUCUUGCGCUACACCAGACGAGUUCCUUGAAUCAAUGAGGAAGGCAGAUGCUCCCCUCAAUGUGAAAUACUUAAGAACAUUGGUGCAAUGCUUAUCCAUGCUUCGAAAGGUUGCAGCUGCUGGAGCUGUGAUAUGCCAAAGAGUUCGCCCGACAAUUCAUGAUGUUAUCACUUCAAAGAUUAAAUCAUAUGCUAGAGAGGCUUCAAAGUCCAACAUAGAUAAAGUUGCAAAAAGAACGGCAUCGGAUGUGUCACAUUCACAUGGAGCUGUCACCUGUUACCAACUACCUAAACAGAAAAAGAAGAAUGAGGCAUCGACAUUGGCAACACAACUUGUUGCUAGUCCCAUCUCUCCAGUUAUGGCACCCACAGGAGAUGCUCAGCAUGCAGCUAGUCAGCUUCUUGGUUCAAUAUUUGAGUGUCUAGUAGGCAUACUUGAGAACCAUAUUACUGUUGGAGAGCUCCUUGAACAAAAAUCAUCAACUGACGUUGACAGUGUAAACACACCUCAUGUGGCAAAUGGGGACACAAGCUGGAAUCCAGAUUCUGAAUACUCCCAACCUACUGGUGGUUUUAGUGUUGCAUUCUCUCUGUCAGUUGUUCAGAGCGAGUGCCAGCAACUUCUGUGUGAAAUUUUGCGGGCAACUCCAGAAGCUGCUACUGCAGAUGCAGCUGUUCAGACAGCUAGGCUUGCAAAUAAGGACCCAGUGAAGGAAAAGAGGGAUGGAUCAGAAGGCCUUUCUUUUGCUUUUCGCGUUACAGAUGCAGCAAUCUCUGUGCAAAAUGAAGGUCAAGGAUGGAGAAGAAACCCAGCUGUACCCCAAGAAGGGUAUGGAACAGCAAGCAUCAUACCUGAUCAAGGGAUUUUCCUAGCUGCAUCAGUUUACCGUCCUGUCUUUGAGUUUAUGAAUAAAAUAGGAUUGAUGCUUCCUCGAAAGUAUUCACAACUUGGGUAAUGUGCUAAAUAUUUAAUUUUGAUUCUGAUUCAUUUGUGAAAUUGUGCACCUGUACUCCUACAGUUACUAUUCAGUGUGUACCUUAAUGCUGUCUAAUAACCUGAGUUAUAUAGGUUCAUUGAUGAUAUGUGGUGUAAUGUGUGUGUUUAUCAUCCCAUGUUUCUGACGCCAGCCUUCUUUUUUCCCAGACAGUAGAGUUAGUAGUAUCUACUUCCUCCGUUGCUAAAUA